Molecule: messenger RNA, 1494 nt
Organism: Colletotrichum spaethianum
Lineage: Eukaryota; Fungi; Ascomycota; Sordariomycetes; Glomerellales; Glomerellaceae
Exons: 1
Coding region: 1-1494 (497 amino acids)
Source: RefSeq, a predicted model, not a curated record
AUGGCUCCAGGCAAGAAAACCGGAGUGGCCAAAAAGAAGCAGAUCUCUAAUGCUGCGUCUCGUAGCAAGGUCAAUCCUUCCAAGGGUAAAGGCAGUGCAUCGGAGACAAAGACAAGCGCCACGGCCAAGGUACCCAAGUCUGCAGGAUCAGCUCAGGCUACGAUCAUCGUCGGAGGUCAUAAGCACCGCAUAACCGUCGCCGAGGAGGACAGCAACGAUGACGGCACGAUUAGACCUACGAAACGACGCAAAGAUAGCAAGGAAACCGACACUCACGAUUAUCAUACGGUACGUGAGGCUCCUCCGCCGCGUGAUUACGGUGCGUCAUUUGCAAAGAAGUCGACUGCCCAUCUCACGUGGGGAGCUCCCCUUUUAUCUCCCCGCCGAUCUCGAUCCGAGGCCCAGACGAAGAAGCCCGUGAAGAAGACAGCAACUUCCCGCAACAAGGGAAAGGGAAAGGAAGAGGCCCGUCCUGAAAACUUCUUGCAGUCGAAGCCCAAAACUGGUCAUGGGGGCCUCUCGUCAGUAAUGGCCGGCUCUGCGACUCCAGAGGACGAGCGACACUUUCCUUUGAUGAAGCUUCCGAUUGAGAUCCGGCAGAAGAUCUACAAGGAAAUCCUGGUUGUUGAGGACCCCAUCCGAGUUCGACAAGGCUGGUCCGCAGUCUACCCGCGUAAUCGGCCCAUGGUUGAAACAAGUAUCUUACGAGCCUGUCGCCAGGUCAGAAACGAAGCAGUGAAUGUGCUCUACGGUGAGAACACGUUCCUCUACCUCCUCAGAGAGACUGCAAAGCUUCCGGCCACCAACACAUUGGGAGAGAACGAGAUCGUGGUCCAGCACCCCUUGAUGGUAGACGAGCCUCUUUCUGAGUAUGAAGGCAACAGCGAUGACGAAUAUGACGAGGACGAUCUCCUUCCAGCGGCGCGGUCAACCAAAGACCCCGAAGUCGAGAUCGACAUCAGGCGCUACGGCCACAAGUUCCGCAAGCUCAUGAUAGUUGCCGAGCCGAACCGCACUGACAAGGGCUAUCUCCUGAGCAUGGCGAACGCGAUUGGCGUCUUCCGCAACCUGAAGCCCAUCAGGUCCCGCGUGCACACCAUCACCAUCGAGAUCACGCCAAUCCGCCAGCUAGAUACAGGUGAGAUUAGCUUUCUUGAUUUCUUCGAGAAGACGUCCGCAGUCGUCCGCACUCUCAAGGGGCUGCCCUGCCAGUUCAUCGAGAUCCUCGUCAACACGGGCGGCAACCAAGAGCGCAUCCGGCUCAACAUGAAGUACGCGGCCCACAUCCGGCGCGCCAAGCGCGGCCAGAAGGACCUCUGGAAGAACGAUCGGCUCAUGCAGGCGUACCGCAGCAUGAAGGCGGGCGAGGCGCAGGAGAACCUCGAGAGGCUGUCGGUCAUGAUUCGCAAGAUUUGGGAGGGACCGAACGGGCGAUUUGUUGGGUCUCGCGGGUGCGAUAGUGAGAGCGACGAGGAAAACAUUUACGAUUUUUAG